CUGGAUGGCACUAUUACUUUAGGGUCAUGGCAUUGAUCAUAGCAGCGUUCAACACGCCUUUGCUGUUAUUCUGAAACAUCACCAGACCCAAGUACGCUGAUAGUGCCCCCCUGGAACACACACCACAUCCUGCAUCUCCUGUGUGAAGAUGGUGUGAAAAGAUGAUAGCUGAACCUACAGUCACCUCCAGGUCCUCAGUGCAGAAUGAGAACUUGGCUGUGGACACAAACCCACCUGGAGCUGUCCGUCACACAGUGGGCGGAGCCCGAAAUGAGAACAGAGAAAAGAGCGUGAGAGGGAAAAGGAGGGCACGGGAGGGCUCGGAGAAUGCCAAGCGCAGACACACCAAGACGACCAAUGGCGGCCUGGGUCGGGCGCAGAACAGCUACCCCAAACGGGGGGAUGUUGAGGCCGUCACCCUGUUUGAGGUAGUCACCAUGGGCAGGAGUGCCAUGCAGGCUGUAGUUGAUGACUGGAUUGAGGCAUACAUUGCGGACAGAGACUCUGCCCUCUUGGAUCUCGUCAGCUUCUUCAUCCAGUGCUCUGGUUGCAAAGGUUUGGUGACGGCUGAGAUGUUCCAAAGCAGAAAGGGCGACGUCAUGAGCAAGAUGGUGGAGGAAUUGGAUGAGUGUUCAGGGCUGCAGUAUAAGAAGUUCCUGGCCUUCCCCUGGAUCCUCACGGUCACAUGGCCCAUGGACAUGGACAGCGGGGAAUAUCCUCUCACCAUGACGGGUCCAUACUGGCGACGGUUCCGUAGUGAGUUCUGUGAGUUUGUGUCGGUGUUGGUAACCCAGUGCCAGUACAGCGUGAUCUUUGACAGCUACCUCAUGGAUACUGUAAUCUCUCUGCUCACCGAGCUGUCCGACUCCGGCGUACGAGCUUUCAGACACACCUGCACACUGGCAGCAAUGAAGUUGCUGAGCUCUCUGAUUGGAGUUGCCGUCAGCCUGACUGUUAGCAUAGAGAACAGCCAGCGACUGGGUGAGGUGGAGAGAGCCAAGACGUCUGGACGACGCAACUCAACUAGACUGGAGAGAAUUCAAAGGAAGGUCACAGAGCUACAGGAUAAAAGGGUGGAGAUAGAAAACAUGAUGGAUGCCAUAUUCAAAGGAGUCUUCCUGAAAAGAUACCGUGAUGUUCUUCCAGAUAUCCGAUCCGUGUGUAUGGAGGAGCUGGCAAUAUGGAUGAAACUUUACAGUCCGGUGUUUCUGACUGACAGCUACCUCAAAUACAUGGGCUGGAUGAUGCAUGACAAGCUACCUGAUGUGCGUCUGAAGUGUGUCUUGGGCCUACAGGGUCUAUAUGGAGACCCGGUCCUCCUGCCCAAACUAGACCUCUUCAACAGCCGCUUCAAGGACCGGUUGAUCUCCAUGACUCUUGAUAAGGACCAUGAGGUUGCAGUUCAGACCUUAAGACUACUCACACUCAUCUCCCAGUCAACGGAUGAUGUUCUCACUGCGGAGGACUACAAGCAGCUGUUCCAGCUGGUGUACUCCUCACACCGUCCACUGGCUGUCACUGCCGGAGAGCUGCUCUACACGCGGCUGAUAUGCUGCCCUGCUGAAACAACUGACCUCGGAGAGGGGACGAGUGAGCACCACAUACACACACAGCUGACGGCAGACAGAGUGAGGGCCCUGCUGCACUUCUACCAGGAUAGCGGGCUCCAUCAGCACAUGGUCUACCUGGUAGAUAGUCUUUGGGACUCUGCCAGCGCUAUGCUGAAAGACUGGCCGUCGCUUACCUCUUUACUGCUGCAGGAUGCCUCAACUCAAGGUCUUUGUGCAGGAGAGCAGUCGCUGGUUAUAGAGGUUUUGGUUGCGUCUGUGCGUCAGGCUGUAGAGGGACCCCUGCUGGCCGGAAGGAGCACAUGCAAGAGGAUUGUUAUUGCUAGAGAAAAGAAGACUCAGCUAGAUGACUGUGGUAGACUUACUGAACACUUUCUCAAGUUCCUGCCACAGCUACUGACAGAGUAUUCAGGGAGCCCAGAGAGUGCCGCAUCCCUGUUAAAGAUUCCUCAGUACUUCCACCCGGACUCUUCCAGUGCAGGAUCCCAACAGGCUUUGGCUGGAUUGCUGUCUGAGAUGGGAGCUGUUGUGGACCUCCACACGGACCCUGCGGUCCUGGAGGCAGCUGCCCGCUCGUACCUCAGCCUGUGCGGGGAGGAAACGGCCUGGCACUCCCUGGCUAGACCAGCCAGAGACACAGUGGUCCAAUGCUGGGUAGACAGACUGGCCAAGCUGAUGGGUGAUGCACUGCAGGACGGCAACUUCACAGCUGAUGAGGAUAGGACAGGGCAGAUGCUAUCCACACUGAAAAAACUCACUGCUUUCCACAAUGCCCAGGACCUCUCUGGCUGGGGUCUGUACGAGCAAGUCUCUCCUCUCCUCUCUGGAAACAUCCAGCAUGGUGGUUUACCCGCUGAGGUGACAGUGGAGGCCCUGCAGUGUGUAAGCUUCUCUGUUCUAUGGAACCUCAACACAAGUGGAGAAAAUCUGACUACACGGGUGAACACUGAUAUAACUGAGAAGGCAGUUGCCCAGAGGAGUAAGCUGAGGACGCUGUGCGAGAAGUGUCUACAUUGUCUCUCCCACGACAAUCAGAGAGUUAAGGAGCAGGCAUUUCUGUCUCUGUGCGAUGUCCUGACGGCCCACAACUACCAGGUCCACGUGUGGGAGCCCUCCUCUUAUGGCCCCCUACUCUACACCCCCGAUCCGAAACUUACGAAGGCGCUGCUUGCUUUUAUCCUGGAGCACGUUUUCACUGGACCGGAGUGUAGCAGUCACAGCAGGGGUAGUAAUGUAGAGUCCUCUGAAGGGAGGUUGGAGGAGCUCCACAGACGCAGGAACCUGUUGGCAGCCUACUGUAAACUCAUAGUUCACGGGGUGCUGGAGAUGAGUAUGGCUGCUGAGGUCUUCAUGUAUUACAUGAAGUAUUACAAUGACUUUGGUGACAUCAUAAAGGAGACCCUGAGCAGAACGAGGCAGAUGGAUAAGAUCGAGAGUGCCCGCACUUUAGUGCUUUGUCUGCAACAGUUGUUCCUGCGUCUGAAGCAGGAGCAGGACAGUGGAGUCGCCUGUAGCUUGGGGGUCCAAACCUUCAGCAGCAUCAAAGAAUUGGCCAGGCGCUUCUCUCUCACCUUUGGCUGGGACCAGACCAAGUCCAGAGAGUCUCUCGCUCUGAUUCACAGGGAUGGAAUAGAGUUUGUGUUCCAGGGCUUGGUCCAGAAAGCUGAGAGGCCUUCAUCUCCACACCUCUCCUACCUCACCAUCCUCAGCGAGUUCUCCAGCAAGCUCCUCAGACCAGACAAGAAAACUGUUCACUCCUACCUACAGAGGUAUGUGAAUGAACAGACCAUAAGCAACAGGGAGGAGUGUUGGCUGCCACUCAUCCAAUACAGAGCUUCCUUAUUGGCUACCGGGACAGAGGGGGAGGAUGCCGCUUCCUUCGUCAGCUCUGAUUCGCCGAAGCAGCCAUCUCUAGGUGAUCACUCGCGCUCACCCACUGUCAGAAACAGCCCUACUUAUGAUGGAGACAUGAAGGCACCUGCGGUCAUCUGUUCUGAGACCAAAGGAAGGAGGUCCAAUAGGGCAAGCAGUACCAGUACCAGCACCAGUACAAGCAAAGAGGAGAAGAUGCCAGGGGUGGAGCCUGGUACCGUUUUCAGGGAAACCCUCCCGACCAAACUGAUAUCAGAAGAGCAGUACAACACUAAUGAGGAACUGGAUGUGGACACUGUGGAGGUUGACCUAUGAUCUGAAUGAUGGAAGGCACUGGGGUACUGCAUAGGGGGAAGCAAUAUCACAAAAUAUCAAUAUAUGGAUGUCAGAAAUGUUGAGGUAGUACCAUUCACUACUACUAACCCAGUACCCACUGAUAUUGACACAGGUGGCUUGAGGUUGAGUCUGAACAGGAAUGGACAUCUGAAGUGAGGUUACUCCAGGUCGGUUAAAAACAAAUCAUUAUUUCUAAUUUGUAUUUAGUUUUUUUGGUGUUUUGGUACAAGGCAAGUCCAAUAAGAACCAAUAUUUGUUUUCAUUGACAGCCUUGCCAAAAGCUUACAGUUGCAGGAAAAUACACAGAACAUAACUAAUGUAACCAGAAAAGGAACCAGGCAAGCCUUGUUCAGCCGGCCCGUGAUUAGAAAGGAUGAAUGUUGUUGUCCCUGGCUGGUUUUGAUCCAUGGUUUUCUAUGUGGCAGACAGUGUCUUUAACCUUUAUGCUAUUUAAACAGGAGGAACAAAACCAUUACCUGAGCCAUUUGCUGAAAUAACGUGGAUAAGAGAAUGUUUAUUAGCGGAACUAAAGUCUACUAUUGUACAAAGAUUACUGUAGAUGGCGAGCUAAUAGCUAUACAGCCUACCUAAAAUGAAAAUAAUGACUCUAAUUACUCCGUGGCUGGUUAGUUUCUUUAGAAAACAAUCUAAAAUAUAAAAAAAAUAAAAAAAAUAUAAAACAGUAUAAAAGUGUCAUGUAAUACAAUUAUUCUCUUAAAUAUGAGAGAUUCAUGGUAUUACGGAGUGGAUAUAUGUUGUUGUGCGAUCGCUGAAAUGUACGAAAUGGAUAAAUAUUUCUAAGAGACAAAAAUUGGAACGUAUGAGAGGAGAAUCGAACUGGGGUCAAAACAUUGAAGGUCAGGGAUAAUACCACAAGUGCACAGGGCUUGCUGGUAGCCAGUCAACCUCUGUAUGGUCUUCAAAUGCCACUUUUAUCCCAGCCAUUACAUUUUUGCUGAAAUAACCUGAGCAAUAGAACAUUUAUUAAUGGAACUAAAGUGUACUUGUGAUCUAUAGGCUAUUGCCCCAAAAAGCAUGCACAGAUGUGAAAUCCACCAGAAAUUGUCACAAUAUAACCAUAACAGUUUUAUUUUAGGCUAACUAUAACACAGCUACUGAAGGUUGCAGCCAGCAAAGUUUUUGUCUAUUCUGAAUAAAUCCUAAUGUGUAAUUUGUUAUGUUUGCAGUGAGGCUGGAACACCGGACGCUUGCGUGGUAGGCUGCGUCAUUAGCCACUUUUUAACAAGGGGUAGUCACUCACUCACUCCCGAGACAUUCACUCUUCUUGGCCGGCUCCGCUUACGCGGUCCGGCAAAAAUGUAAUGAAAACAAAAACACUACUGUAUAUACUAGGGAAUAGAGAGUACAACAUGACAGGUGAACUAGUCUUGAGAGACCCUAGGGUGAGUUCUGCUGUUCAUAUCAGAAGUCCUCACUGUAUUUCCUAGAAAGCAUGGUGUUGACGCAUAUAGUUGUGAAGCUGUGAUACUAGAAGUGGGUCUUCUAUGACCUGUUGUAUUUAGUCUGUCGAUAGUCGUGACAGUUUUCCUCAGAGAACAGACUGCAACUGAGACAAUAGUAAGUUUAGACUUUACUCAGGUUAAAGCUCUGUGUUGUCUUUGCUUAACAAUAUAGUGCCUUAAGGAUAAGUGGUGCGUCUGUAUUGAGUUAAAACCAAUGUUGUAUGUGCUGGUGGCGUAAUAUUUGACCUCAACAACUUUAACUUCAAUUCAAUAGGAGCAAUGCUACUUCAAUGCCAAUAUAUCAUAUAUAGUACUGUUGUUUAAUGAACAUGUAAGGUCAUGAAAACAGUGAGGUUGAAGGAGAAUUACAAGAUUCAAAUGCAAAUUUGUCCAAGCCAGCAGAGAGGAUUGUGUUCUAGUUUAGUUACUGAGGGGAUAACUCAAACCUGUUUAUCUGUUUUUUUUUUUUAUUGUGUCCCAUUGCUUCCAUCAAUAAAUAUUACCCAUA
This is a messenger RNA of Esox lucius (northern pike), 5747 nucleotides long. RefSeq names its product cohesin subunit SA-2. The transcript has 32 exons. Bases 162 to 3755 code for a protein of 1197 amino acids. Lineage: Eukaryota; Metazoa; Chordata; Actinopteri; Esociformes; Esocidae. Gene Ontology annotation, biological process: sister chromatid cohesion. Gene Ontology annotation, molecular function: chromatin binding. Gene Ontology annotation, cellular component: chromatin; nucleus; cohesin complex. The record is from RefSeq and is a predicted model, not a curated record.